AUGGCCACUAGAAUGCUCUCUCGUUUCGUCGUGAAACUCGCUCGGCCCAAAGUCUUCAGAGUGGACAGCUACGAGCACUUUGGCCUAGAGCGCGUCGAAAAGCAGAUCCGUGAAUAUGAGCACUUGGGCGACAAUGCCAUUCUCGAUGCCUCGAUCCUCGAUUGCGACCGUGCAUUAUCCCUUGUCCUUCCCAACUUACUUGCAGACCCCGACCAAGCGGCAAAGUGGACCGUGCCAAUGGCGUCUUGCCUGCGUCUACGUUUCGAGCGGGAUGGCGUGCCAAAAGACAUCAAGGACGCUCGCCAGAUGCUUGAAAAUGUGCUCGCUUCCGUCACACCGGGUAGCACGAUCCAUACUAAAGCACUGUAUGCGCUUGGACACCUAUUCGCCGCGCUACAUCAUCACACCGGUGUUCGCGAACAUAUUUCCCAGGCUCAUAAUUGUUUUGGGAGAGCCCUGGAUGGCAUGGAGAUGAUGACGGUAGAGGAUGCAACCGCCAUUGAGAUGGACCUUCUUAUUGCACUGGCCUGGUGUCUCAACACAAUUCCCGCCCGCAAAGCCAAUUCCGAAGCGAUCCGUCUGUGCUCAUCCGUCCUGCACGAAGCAAAGGAUACGGAUGCCGUAUUUGUGCUUGCCGCACAUGGACUGUCUUGCGCUUCCUACUCACGCUGGGACAUGAACUCGCGGCAAGACAAAACAGACUUGAUUAAUGCACAGGACUAUGCACGGCGAGCUGCAGAGACUCCACAUCGUCUGCGUGCAAGACACCUCACUUGGUUAGCAACAUUGUGCCGCGAACGCGCGGAUUCUGGUGACGACGCCUCGUACUUUGAAGAAGCAAUCGAGCGAAGCGCGGAAGCCGUCGAGCUAAUGAAAGAACGUCAUGCGCCGGCUUCUCACGAGGUGUCUACCAGCCUUAUCGCUCUCGGUCUGGCCUACUACUCGCGCUACAAAGUCCACAACGCUCCAGAAGAUCUCGAUAACGCUAUCAACUUGCAUCGCCGUGCACUGACAACUAUCGCUUUCACACACUUUUCUGUUAGGCAUACCCUCGUCGAUUGUCUGUGCGAUCGCUAUCAAGCACUCGGGCUUCCGAAAGACAUCGAAGAUGCGUUCGAAAUUGCAAAGCAAGCCUUUGGGGAUGCACCGCACCGUACGAAUGACAAGCUUCUUUCGCUUGCCAACAUUGGUCGAACGCUUGCAUUGCGCUAUUCACAUGGCAAGGAGAAUACAGAUUUCACAGCCUCGCAGGCUGCGUUAAGCGAUGCCGCUCAGAUGUUCCGUGAAAGCGAAGGGUAUCCCCCGGGAUUGAUGGUGUUUAUCCUGGAGCUCCUUGCCAAGAUUCACGACAUCCACUUUCAGGUGCGUCGUCGUCCGGAAGAUGCAGAACUGUCUCUUCGCUAUGUAGAAGAGGCGAUCGCCAUAAGGAAGGAGUUCGCGCUUCCGUUGGAAGAACCCAGUCCACGCAACUCAUCGAUCACCCAGCACAACAGCGUGUCCGAAACGGCUGAGAACGAGCCACAUUCCAAAGGAGCUGACGUCUCGAUCAGUCAAGAAAGGCACAGUGAUGAGAGUGCUGAUUUCCAGCUCAUGACUUGUUUCCUAACUUUCCUCGCCGAAGACACUUCUUCCAAGUUUCUUCCCCUGUUCCGAUUCUUGGGUAGGACGCUUUGUUCAGAUUAUGUGGCGCAUUAUGCGACGUAUGUGAUACCCCUUGGUGGAUACACAUGGGACGGAACAACCGGUCAGUCAACGGAGGAAUGCUCGUGUUUGGACCCCACGUCGCUCCUCCUCGCACUCCGCAAUGUUCUCGAAGCUGCAUCUAUUGCGCUUCUUCUUUCGUCGGAUAGAUGGACUCAAGACUUGGUGACUUCAACACGACCGUUCGUGACCAUGUCAAGUACUACUUUUGGCCUGAAGGUGUCAAGUUCAACGGAGAGACUGUCGAUCCUAGCCAAGUUGGAGCAGAGUGGGAUUUGACAACCGCACCGUGGUUGAGCUACGAUAGUUCAACACGCUUUCUCUCUGGGGUUACACCCGACUCCUACUUGAACGGCACCUCCGACCCCAUCCAAAUACCCCUGAACCUGACCUAUCCGGGCUCUGACUCAGCCCCUACCACGCUCUUUGUUGAUGUCCAUCCUUAUCAGUUCACAUCUCUCGACCUCCCUCAAUUCAACUACACCUCCGGUCCCCUCAACUACACCUUCGCCCAAUAUAUGCGCACACCACAAUCUCCACAGCUAUGGGUUGAAGCAUUCUACAAUCCGCAGGAAGCUGGACAGUGGCUCCGGCUAAAUGAUGCUAGAACAGGACUAUUCGGAUCAGCAUCGAAUACGUCUUAUGACAGCGUCAGUGUUGAACUCCUCGCGUGGGACAUGUCAACCAACUUGACAUCCACAUCUACCGUCAUUCUCCAACUCCAUUCCUCUACCUCGGCCGCUCCCACUACCUCCUCGAGCCCUGCACCGACAGAGGCCCCUUCCUCGGCAAUCGCAGCCGGUGGUCUGUCGAAGGCAGGCACCAUCGCGUUGAUUGCCAGUCUAUGCGGUGUCUUCUUGUUAGGCCUCCUCUGCCUCCUAUUCGUCUGCUGUUGCAGAUGGCGACGAAAACGGCGACAGGAGUUAUCCGUCCGCCAAAAGGGCAUCGGAAAGCCUGUUCGCGCCCCAUCCUCCCUGCCCCCGCCUAUCUUGCAGCACCCGGCCAUGUCCUCGGCUGCGAGCUCCCCUACGCUCUGCGCCGACUCCCCAGAUAUCGGCAACCAAAAGAAGGACAAGGAAAAAGCUACGUACGGCAGUGCCGAAUCCCCACACGGCUUCGAUCACACGAGGAGCUUUACCCCGGCAAACCAACUGCGCAUCGUAUACCCAAACACAGUGCGGAUCGUCUACCCGAACGCUUACUUACCGCAAGAAAACUCUCCGCCAGAUGGCUCGUUCUUGGCUUCUGAUUCCCACGAGGGAUACCUCCCAGCACAUGACAUUUCUUAUACUCCCCCAGACCUGGACAGUCAAUACGGCCUAACAGGCAGCAAGUCGG
Dacryopinax primogenitus is the source of this 3039-nucleotide messenger RNA. RefSeq lists its product as uncharacterized. The coding region runs from base 1 to 1980 and encodes 659 amino acids. NCBI's taxonomy places the organism in Eukaryota, Fungi, Basidiomycota, Dacrymycetes, Dacrymycetales, Dacrymycetaceae. The transcript is spliced from 7 exons. The record is from RefSeq and is a predicted model, not a curated record. Gene Ontology annotation, molecular function: protein binding.